This is a messenger RNA of Strongylus vulgaris, 213 nucleotides long. The record is from the annotation of a GenBank genome assembly. NCBI's taxonomy places the organism in Eukaryota, Metazoa, Nematoda, Chromadorea, Rhabditida, Strongylidae.
AUGGAUGUGUCCUUGUUGUUGAACGGAAUCUUUGUUAGGAUAGCAACUAAAAAGGAAUUCUUAAUAAAAGAUGGUACUCCGGAGAAUCUCAUUUAUGUGCGAUUAACGCCUUACAGUAUGCCUACCGUACCUCCUGUAUGGCUUACGGUACAGAACAAGUUGACGAUGGGAAUAGGAUCGUUCCCUACGAGCGGUCUCCAAAAAACCGCAUAA